AUGCUCAGAGGCCUCAUGAAUAGCCAUGGCCCACUGGUAGCAUCCAACCUCUCGCCACCUCUCCCCGUUCCUUGUCACCUCGCGCAAGCGCAGGACGCGAGCGGGGAACCGGAGAGGGCGCGGGUGACGGUGUUCGAGCGCCCGGGGCUGCGGGAGUUUCUCAGACGCGCUAGUCGCCUGGGCGAGCUCGUGCUCUUCACCGCUGGCCUGGAAGGUGCGUUGGGUGGGGUACCGGAGAAGGUGCGGGUGACGGUGUUCGAGCGCCCGGGGCUGCGGGAGUUUCUCAGACGCGCUAGUCGCCUGGGCGAGCUCGUGCUCUUCACCGCUGGCCUGGAAGGCUACGCUCGGCCGCUAGUGGACAGAAUCGACCCCGAUGGGCUCAUCUCAGCUCGCCUCUACCGCCCUGCCACCGUCACCAUAGGUACAAGACAACAUGUGAAGGACCUUGCAGUGUUGGGGCGGGGUCUGCGCCGCACAGUGAUCAUAGACAACAACCCCUUCGCUUUCCUGCUACAACCAGUCAAUGGCGUGCCAUGUGUCCCCUUCUUCGGUGGCGAGGGAUCCGACAGACAGUUGCUGCAGGUGCUGCUGCCACUGCUGGAGACCCUGUCCCUGCUCCCAGACGUCCGCCCCUUCCUCUCCUCGCACUUCCGCAUGCCCCUGUGGCUGCGAGCGCAUGGAGUGCCGGUGGUUAACCACCAUCCAACGUAG
This is a messenger RNA of Closterium sp. Naga37s-1, 711 nucleotides long. The record is from the annotation of a GenBank genome assembly. Lineage: Eukaryota; Viridiplantae; Streptophyta; Zygnematophyceae; Desmidiales; Closteriaceae.